Molecule: messenger RNA, 2758 nt
Organism: Cryptococcus deneoformans JEC21
Lineage: Eukaryota; Fungi; Basidiomycota; Tremellomycetes; Tremellales; Cryptococcaceae
Product: glutamine-fructose-6-phosphate transaminase (isomerizing), putative
Exons: 10
Coding region: 276-2396 (706 amino acids)
Biological process (GO): fructose 6-phosphate metabolic process; protein N-linked glycosylation; UDP-N-acetylglucosamine metabolic process
Molecular function (GO): carbohydrate derivative binding; L-glutamine:D-fructose-6-phosphate transaminase (isomerizing) activity
Source: RefSeq, a predicted model, not a curated record
CACGAAUAUAAACACUUCCCAGCCAGCUCUUUCUACUGUGCGCUGUCGCUUCUUCAGUUCCUCCGCUUCCCUCUCACUCCUGCCAUAGCUGUCUCUGCUUGAUCUACUCCCUUCGCCCUUUCUGCUCUCGAACACCCGCCCCGUGUCCUCGACCAGCCCGUAACACCUCCCCCAACGCAUCACAUUCCAAUCUUUUUCUCUGCCACAUCACACCUUUAGAAUUUGGCGGUUCUCUACAUUUAAACACCUUUCUUCCUUCAUUCACUCAAGAUCACAUGUGUGGAAUCUUCUCUUAUUGCUCUUUCCUUUGCGAAAGGAACCGCAAGUACGUCUGCGAUGUUCUGUGCAACGGUCUCGCGAGGCUUGAAUAUCGUGGAUACGACAGUGCCGGUAUCGGAAUUGAUGGCGACAGCAAAGGUUCCUCUAUGAUUCUCUUCAAGGAAGUCGGUAAAGUUGCUGCGCUGAGGAAGCACAUCGACGAAGGCAUCCCCUGUCCCUUGCCCGGUCAAGCGCCCUCGAAGGAGAAGGUUGAUAUGUCCAAGGUUUUCCUCAGCCAGACCUCGAUGGCACAUACCCGCUGGGCUACUCACGGUGUUCCCAGUCCUGGUAACUGUCACCCUCACGUCAGCGACGUGCAAACCGAGUUCAGCUUGGUCCAUAAUGGUAUCAUUACCAACUAUAAGGAGCUCAAGCUUGUUCUUCUCAAGCGCGGCUAUACUUUCCACAGUGACACCGACACCGAAGUCGUUGCUGUGCUUUGUAAAUAUGUCUGGGAUAGUCAGCCCAACAAGCGGCUCAACUUCACGGAGCUUAUCAAGACUGUCGUGAAGGAGCUUGAAGGGUCCUUCGCAUUCGUGUUCAAAUCUACUCAUUUCCCCGAUGAGAUUGUUGCUGCACGACGCGGCUCUCCUCUUUUGAUCGGUGUUAAGACAGACAGGAAGCUUAAAGUUGAUUUUGUUGAUGUUGAGUUGCCCACUGCUGAGGAACGAGUGAAUGACGUGGAUGCCAGUGGUCUCCUUGCUGUACCGGCUGCUGUUGCCGAGGGCCCUGGUCCCAAACUUCGCCGAUCCCAGUCUCGCGCUUUCCUCUCUGAAGAUGGCAUGCCCCAGCCCAUUGAGUUUUUCGUAGCGUCCGAUGCUAGUGCUGUCAUCGAGCACACUAAGCGUGUAUUGUAUCUUGAAGAUGACGACAUCGCCCACAUCGCCGAAGGCGAGCUUCACAUCCACCGCCUCCGUCGCGACGAUACCGUUUCUUCUGUACGUGCCAUCGAGCAUCUAGAGAUCGAACUUGCGGCCAUUAUGAAGGGUCAGUAUGACCACUUCAUGCAGAAGGAGAUUUACGAACAGCCCGAGUCGGUUGUGAACACUAUGCGCGGGCGAGUCAACUUCGACACUCGGUCCAUCAUGCUUGGCGGUCUCAAAGCAUACCUGCCUGUCAUCCGAAGAGGCAGGAGGUUGAUCUUUGUCGCCUGUGGUACUAGCUACCACUCUUGUAUCGCUGUUCGACCUGUCUUUGAGGAGCUGACCGAUAUUCCCGUCGCUGUCGAACUUGCCUCUGACUUCCUUGAUCGCAGAACUCCUGUAUUCCGAGACGAUGUUGCCAUCUUUGUUUCUCAAUCAGGUGAAACAGCCGACACCAUUCUCGCUAUGCGAUACUGUCUCGAACGUGGUGCUCUUUGUCUUGGUGUUGUAAAUGCCGUGGGCUCCACUCUCUCCCGUGAAACACACUCUGGUGUUCACAUCAACGCUGGCCCCGAAAUUGGUGUGGCUUCCACCAAAGCAUACACCUCGCAGUAUGUUGCACUUGUCAUGAUUGCGGUGCAAUUGUCAGAUGACUCCAUCACCAAGACAGCAAGGAGGCAGCAAAUCAUCGAUGGGUUACACGACAUUCCUGCCCAGAUUCGAAAGGUUUUGGCCAUGGACAAAGUGCUGCAACAGAUGGCUAAGGAUAUGUUGUCCAAAGAGAAGAGUUUGCUGAUCAUGGGUCGUGGUUAUCAAUACGCUACCUGCUUGGAGGGUGCACUUAAAAUCAAAGAGGUUUCUUAUAUGCAUUCUGAAGGCAUUUUAGCCGGUGAACUCAAGCAUGGACCUCUUGCACUGGUUGAUGAGCACCUUCCUGUCAUUUUCAUCAUGACUCGAGACUCUUUGUAUCCCAAGGUUCAGUCUGCGCUUGCCCAAGUUACAGCUCGAAAGGGUCGACCCAUUAUCAUCUGCAACGAGGACGAUGACACUGUCAACGACAACGCCAAGGUCAUCCGGGUUCCUCAGACUGUCGAUUGUCUUCAAGGCUUAAUCAAUGUCAUUCCUCUCCAGCUUUUAUCUUACCACCUUGCCGUGAUGAACGGCGUCGAUGUCGAUUUCCCCCGAAAUCUCGCGAAGUCGGUGACUACCGAGUAACAUGGACUGUUCAUAGGACUUUUUUCCUUCCGUUUUUAUUAAUCCCACAUUAAGACCCUCAUUUUGGCUCACGAUGACCCAUAUACUAUUCUACGUCUCUCGCUAUUGCUUGAACUGUUUUUAUAUACUCUGGGCACAGCAGGAACGUAUAGUCCUUUGUCCCACUCUUCUGCUUCAUGAUUCGCGCGCAUUUUUUGGUAUGUACAUAAUGAAGUCUUAAAUACAAAUAUCGUUUUUGCAUUGGUCCAUGUACGUUACUCGUCAUUUGAAUAUAUUGAAAGACGAAAGAUGAGCAAGGUGCUGAUGCUUAAACGAUGGUGUAUAAUGACUGGCGUUCGUACUGUGGGUGUUCAUGCAGCCUU